GAUCUUUGUUAUUUUUCCCAUUGCAGCUCAAAAGUGCUUCGCUCGAGAGGCUCCAUCAUUUCUCGUCGUUAUUUGCUCACGAAAUCCCUUCUCGCGAGUCCCGGAGAGAGCGCGACACCUGCUCGGAAGAGGCCACGUUGAUUAAGCUCAGACGCCAUCCACCCGCACUGCAGGAGGUCGCUUCGGCCACACCCAGUAUUCUACGAUCGGCUGUCUACUCACCUCACCUUCUCUUCCCUCCACACCAUUCCCAUCAUCUCUCGACCACUGCUCGCGCCCACCGCGACGUCUCUCCCUACCUUUCAAUAGCGCUGCCGAGCAGCAGCUCCCGUCUGUUUAUCUGCCACAUCUCCCCCACCCAUCGAGCCUCCCACUCGAACCCCUGCCAAACCCACCCACAAACCCUCGUCCGACCGCACAAUGGCGCAAAUCAGAGGCACCGCGGGCUACAAUCUCGGCAAUAACGCGCCCUCCUUCGGCGGCCCCUCCAACAUGGGCCGGCAGGAUGCCACCAACGACCCCUCGCCCCUCGACGCCAUCCGCGAGCAGACGAGCAAGAUCGAGGACUGGCUCGACACCCUCUCCGACCCCGUCAAGCCCUACCUGCCCGCCAUCGGCCGCUUCCUCAUCGUCGUGACGUUCUUGGAGGAUGCGUUGCGGAUUAUCACGCAGUGGAGCGAUCAGCUGGCGUAUUUGCAUGAUUAUCGGCAUAUCCCCAACGGCAUAACGCAUCUCUUCCUCAUGAUCAACGUAAUCGCCAUGACCACCUGCUCCCUCCUCGUCAUCAUCCGCAAGCAAAGCGAGUACGCAGUCAUGGGCCUCGCCGGCGUGGUCGUCACGCAGGCCCUCGGCUACGGCCUGAUCUUCGACCUCAACUUUUUCCUCCGCAACUUGAGCGUGAUGGGCGGACUCCUGAUGGUGCUGUCCGACAGCUGGGUGCGCAAGAAGUUCGCCCCCGCCGGCCUGCCGCAGAUUGACGAGAAGGAUCGCAAGAUGUACUUCCAGCUUGCCGGCCGCGUGCUGCUGAUCUUCCUGUUUGUUGGCUUUGUCUUUGCGGGCGACUGGAGCUUGCUGCGAGUCAUUGUCAUCCUGGUGGGCGGCGUGGCGUGCGUGAUGGUCGCCGUCGGCUUCAAGGCCAAGUGGAGCGCCAUCAUCUUGGUGAUGAUUUUGAGCAUCUUCAACAUUAUCGUGAACAACUUCUGGACGCUGCACCAACACCACCCGCACAAGGACUUUGCGAAAUACGACUUCUUCCAGAUCCUCUCGAUCGUCGGUGGCCUGCUCUUACUCGUCAACAUGGGUCCGGGACAGGUGAGCUUCGACGAGAAGAAGAAGGUCUACUAGGAGUGGUGUCUCGAUGGUGCCGCGGUAGAAAAAGGGGGAAGGUCACGUGAGGAAGAGAGCAUGCAUUGCGUCAUGGCGUUUGUUGUCUCAGGCCGGAAGAAGACUGGGUAUCAUGUCUGUCACAUGUUUGGACGGUUGAGGUAUGUAAAAGCUGAAAACAGAGAAGAAGAAGAAAUGCCAUCGUCGUCACAGUCCGGUCUUCCAUUCACCACAUGCAUCCCUCAGGGGCUACGGCACUGGCCGUCACGGAGCUCGUUCAUUCACCUGCCCCCUGGUGAGUGCCUGGUCGUCAUUCACAUGCAAAGGUCGGUCGUCACUGCCUCUUGUCGUGACACCGUACCUUCCGUGUCCACGACUUCUUCACUCCCGCGCGGGAAGGCUAAUUGCCUGCCUACCAGGUAUAAAAAUUUUCACCACGCUCGCUCCUCCCUUCCUCCUUC
Messenger RNA from Neohortaea acidophila, 1784 nucleotides. Its product is annotated as COPII-coated vesicle protein SurF4/Erv29. Gene Ontology annotation, biological process: Golgi organization. The record is from RefSeq and is a predicted model, not a curated record. Gene Ontology annotation, cellular component: membrane; endoplasmic reticulum-Golgi intermediate compartment; endoplasmic reticulum. The transcript is spliced from 3 exons. Bases 421 to 1344 code for a protein of 307 amino acids. Lineage: Eukaryota; Fungi; Ascomycota; Dothideomycetes; Mycosphaerellales; Teratosphaeriaceae.